Messenger RNA from Arachis ipaensis, 606 nucleotides. NCBI's taxonomy places the organism in Eukaryota, Viridiplantae, Streptophyta, Magnoliopsida, Fabales, Fabaceae. The record is from RefSeq and is a predicted model, not a curated record.
AUGAGAGCUGCGAUCAUGGUGUAUGUUGAUUUUUGGGAGAUGGAGUCGUCGGAUAGCGAUUUUUUUGGAACAGACUCCGAUGAGGAGUUCCCAAGAGGAGACGAUCUAGAUUUUUUAGAUGACGAUACGGAGGCUGAUGAAGAUAGACCUCAAGAUAAGAGAAUAGCAGAGCUGUCACGAGAAGAUAUCAUGCAACUUCAGUUUACAGAUGAGGAAGCUGUUUAUCAAUUCUACAAUACUUAUGCAAUGAUGCACGAUUUUGUUGUGAGGUUGGAUGAAGUCAGACACGAUAGCAAUGGUUGCAUAAUUAUGCGCCAAAUUGUUUGCAAUCGGGCGGGCUCAAGAAAGGAAGAGGUUGAAAAGGACGAAAGAAUCAGGGACCACCGACCCCUAACUCGAAGUUGUUGCCGGGCGAGAAUUCGUGCAAGACUAGAUAGAAAAAUUCAUAAAUGGAAGGUUGUUUCGUUCUACGAAGAGCACUCUCAUGGAUUAGUUGAUCCACUCGUCGUUAGCAUGAUGCCUGAGUAUCGCACAUUCAGUGUCUUGGAUAUAGCUCAGGCAAAGAAUUUGCACGACAUAGGCAUCAGGACCUGUCACAUCUUGUGA